Glycine soja is the source of this 2256-nucleotide messenger RNA. RefSeq lists its product as uncharacterized. The transcript is spliced from 3 exons. The coding region runs from base 1 to 2256 and encodes 751 amino acids. The record is from RefSeq and is a predicted model, not a curated record. Gene Ontology annotation, molecular function: RNA-DNA hybrid ribonuclease activity; nucleic acid binding. NCBI's taxonomy places the organism in Eukaryota, Viridiplantae, Streptophyta, Magnoliopsida, Fabales, Fabaceae.
AUGACUAAGGCCACUGCAUGGGCCAGAAUUACGGCUUAUAUGGCCGAAAAUAGACUAAAUACGGCCUUUGAGGCUGAAUCUCAACAAAAUAUGGCAGUUGAAGCCAAGAUCGAAGAUCAUGAAAACAAAGAAACAAAGGAUCGAAGACUGGAUUGCAUUUAUGACGAUGAGCCGCUGGGUUUUGAGAAAAAUCCCAUAAGUGAGGUGCCAAAGAUGCAGGCUCAAGAUCCUUUGGAGGAGAUCGACAUUGGAAAUGGCUCGAUAAAAAGGCCAACCUAUAUCAGUGCCAAUAUCACCUCAAGUCUAAAAGAAAAGCUGGUGCCUCUUCUUAGAGAAUUUAAAGACUGUUUUGCUUGGGAUUACCACGAAAUGCCUGGGUUAAGCAGAGAAAUGGUCGAAAUGAAAUUACCGAUUAAGGAGGGAAAAAGACCAGUAAAACAACUACCAAGAAGAUUCGCACCAGAAAUCAUGUCCAAAAUUAAGGAAGAGAUCGAAAGGCUGCUGAGGUGUAAAUUCAUCAGAUCUGCCAGGUAUGUCGAAUGGUUAGCAAAUAUAGUCCCUGUCAUUAAAAAGAAUGGAACUCUUAGAGUAUGCAUAGAUUUUAGGGAUUUAAAUAAUGCUACACCUAAAGAUGAAUAUGCUAUGCCAGUAGCGGAAAUGUUGGUAGAUUCGGCAGCUGGCUUCGAAUUUUUAAGCAUGUUAGAUGGUUAUUCUGGUUAUAACCAAAUAUUUAUUGCUGAAAGUGAUGUGUCGAAAACAGCAUUUCGAUGCCCUGGAGAUUUCCUUGGUUUUGUGGUGCAUAAAAAAGGCAUUGAGAUAAAUCAAAAUAAGACAAAGGCUAUUCUUGAGACGAAGCCUCCUUCGACCAAAAAACAGCUUCAGUCUUUGCUAGGAAAAAUUAACUUCUUGAGGCGAUUCAUUUCGAAUCUAAGUGGCAAAGCUCAAAUUUUUUCGCCAUUACUUCGACUCAAGAAAGAUGAACCAUUCGAAUGGAAUGAAGAGCAUCAAAAGGCUUUCGAUGAAAUUAAAGAAUAUCUGAUCAAGCCUCCUGUGUUAAUGCCUCCUAGUCGAAACAAGACGAUGAAGUUGUAUAUUGCUGCAUCUGACAAGACCAUUGGUAGCAUGUUGGCUCAGGAAGAUGAUGAUGGCAUAGAGCAUGCAAUUUAUUAUCUUAGUCGUGUACUAAAUAAUGCAGAAACUAGAUAUACUGCCAUAGAAAAACUUUGUCUUUGUUUGUAUUUCUCUUGUGCAAAACUUAAGCAAUAUAUAAAGCCUGUUGAUGUUUAUGUAUAUUCUCAUUAUGAUAUUAUUAAGCACAUGUUGUCAAAACCUAUUCUACACAGUAGAAUUGGAAAAUGGGCUUUAGCAUUAACAGAAUAUUCUUUAACUUACAAGCCUUUGAAAUCUGUUAAGGGUCAAAUUGUGGCAGAUUUUAUUGUAGAUCACUCAGUGAUCGAAAUGUCGCAAGACUAUGUCGAUACAGAGCCUUGGAUUUUGUAUUUCGAUGGCCUUGAAAUUUUAAUUAACCUGGGGGCAAGAAAUGUUAACAUAAGGGGUGAUUCAGAAUUAGUGUUGAAGCAAUUAACACAAGAAUACAAAUGUGUUAAUGAACACUUAGCAAAAUAUUUUGUUAUGGCGAGUUCUCUUCUGAAUCAUUUCGAUUACAUUAACAUUGAGCAUAUACCUCGACAAGAAAACCAAGAAGCAAAUGAUUUAGCCCAAAUAGCUUCAGGGUAUAAAAUGUCGAAGGAAAAGUUAACUCAGUUGAUCGAAAUAAAAGAUAAACUGGUGUUACCAGAGCCAUUAAGCACUAAAUUGCCAAUGCCAAAACUUGUGGGGGCAAGUAUACCACAAAAUAAUGAAGAUGAAAGCAUGGAUGAUCUCCAGGAAAGAAUUCAAAUUUUGGCCAUUGACAAUAUGUUAGAUAAUGAUUGGAGAAAGUCCAUUGUUGAAUAUUUGGAAAAUCCAAUAGGUAAUGUGGCUCGAAAGAUCAAAUAUAGGGCUUUAAAUUACGUGAUUGUGGGAAAUGAUUUGUUUAAAAAGACUGCAGAAGGAGUGUUGCUAAAAUGUCUAAGUGAAUCGGAAGCAUACUUGGCAGUUUCCCAUGUUCACAGUGGGGCCUGUGGAUCGCAUCAAGCAGGCCAUAAAAUGAAAUGGCUUUUAUUUCGACAAGGUUUGUAUUGGCCUUCGAUGUUAAAAGACUGCAUAGAAUUUGCUAAAGGCUGUCAGGAAUGCCAAAAGCAUGCAGGGAUAUAG